Molecule: messenger RNA, 1146 nt
Organism: Striga hermonthica
Lineage: Eukaryota; Viridiplantae; Streptophyta; Magnoliopsida; Lamiales; Orobanchaceae
Source: the annotation of a GenBank genome assembly
AUGUCCUGUUUUAGACUUACUCUCCAAGUUGCUGCAUUAAUUCUUGUUGUUUUGAUGGUGAAAGCAAGCAAUGUAGCAUGCCAUACCAAAGGCAUAAGACCCAAGCGAGCUUCUCGUGUGGCGCCGGUGAACGCGACGCAAGUCGAAUACUCGCAACAGCAGUUCAUAAAGUGGGUCGAUUUCAUGGGCAGCCUCAAGCAUUCCCUCUUCAAGACAGCCAAGAAUAAGGUUUUCCCUUCUUACACUCUAACUGUGGACAGGAAUCCAUUGUAUGGGGACUUCACUUCCAUUCAACAAGCAAUCGAUUCUAUCCCUUUAGUCAAUGUUUUGAGGGUCCUCAUCAAGGUUCAUGCAGGGGUUUACAAGGAGAAAGUGAUAAUACCGGCACUGAAAUCAUUUAUAAGCAUAGAAGGGGCAGGGGCAGAUAGGACAGUUGUGGAGUGGGGCGACACGGCCCAGACAAAGGGACCGAGAGGCCUGCCGCUCGGCACCUACGGGUCGGCCACCUUUGCCGUCAACUCCCCUUACUUCAUUGCCAAGAACAUUACGUUUAAGAACACGACGCCGGUGCCAGAGGCGGGGGCAGUCGGGAAGCAAGCGGUGGCGCUGCGAAUAUCGGGGGACACGGCGGCCUUUGUGGGGUGCAAAUUUCUCGGGGCACAGGACACGCUGUACGACCAUUUGGGCAGGCAUUACUACAAAGAUUGCUACAUUGAGGGCUCCGUAGAUUUCAUCUUCGGAAAUGGUCUAUCCUUGUUUGAGAAUUGCGAGGUGCACGCCAUAGCGACGUUGACGGGCGCUGUGACAGCUCAGGGCCGGAGCAGCAUACUUGAGGACACGGGGUUCUCGUUCGUGAAUUGUAAGGUAACGGGUUCGGGGGCGCUGUACCUGGGAAGGGCGUGGGGCCCAUUCUCAAGGGUGGUCUUCGCCUACACUUACAUGGACAACAUCAUCAUCCCAAAGGGUUGGUACAAUUGGGGAGACCCUUCAAGAGAAAUGACGGUGUUCUAUGGACAAUACAAGUGCACAGGGGCAGGAGCAAGUUUUGCAGGAAGAGUGUCUUGGUCAAGAGAACUCACUGAACAAGAGGCUAAGCCUUUCAUUUCCCUCACCUUCAUUGAUGGAUCUGAAUGGAUUACAUUAUGA